Meloidogyne enterolobii is the source of this 1419-nucleotide messenger RNA. The record is from the annotation of a GenBank genome assembly. NCBI's taxonomy places the organism in Eukaryota, Metazoa, Nematoda, Chromadorea, Rhabditida, Meloidogynidae.
AUGAUUAGGAACAUGAUUAUGGAAAUGCCUGGGAAACUCGAUCACGCCUCUGUGGUUGCUUACCAAGUCGGUAGUGAAUGGCCAGUGACAACUGAAAGAGAAACUGAUGAAAAAACGAUUUUUGAAGAGUCUCCAAUAAAUAAUUUAAAAAUAGAGGAUUUGGAGAUUAAGGAGGAAAAUAGAGAGGAAAAUACGUUUAAUAAUUUUAUUAAUCCAAAUAAACAAUCUGUUGCUGUUCAAUGUUCGUGGAGGCCUCCAACGGCCGCAUUUUCACGCUCAUCUAAACAUUCACAACAACACACUCAAACUCAACAAACAUUAAAUACAAACACAACAACACAAACAAAAACAUUUAACACAAUAAACAUAUCAAACAACAUUAUAAACAACCAACAUAAACAUCAAAACAUUAAAGAGAAAAGGUGUUUGGCUGACUUGUCUCCCUCUAAAAUUGUUCCGGUGAAAACAUUUGAAGAAAAGGAUGUUUUGAUUGGAUUAAAAACGAAGAAAAAUGUUGAGAGGAAUGUUGAGAAGAAUUUUGAGAAAAAUAGAGAAAUAAAUACGAAUAAAAGUCCUUAUGAAGAAUUACCCCGUUUUGGAGAAGGGGAUGAAGAAGAAAAUAGUCAAAGUGAAAAUUACGAAAAUAAAGAAAUAUUAAAUGGAGAUAAGGGGAGAAAAAGCAAGCGUCGUCAUGGGAGAGGUUCGUUAGCUAGACAUACACUAGGUGUUGAUGUUAGUUGGUUAAAGCGCCUGGUAACAAACAAACAUGGAAUUUCUGCGGAGGAAAACAACAGCAACAAACAUGAGAACAACAAAGAAGAGAAGAAUAAAGAAGAUAAAAACAAACAGCAAAACAACAAACAAGACAACAAACAAGAGAAAAACAUCAAACACGAAAACAACAAACAAAACAAACACGAAAACAUCAAACACGAAAACAACAAACACGAAAACAACACACAACAAAACAAACACGAAAACAACACACCAGAAUACAAUCCUAACAACAACAACAAACAUUUAAAUAACAUCAAAACACAACAACAACACAAACAUUCCCCUCCAACAUUAAAUAGAAGUAAUAAAAAACAUGAGGAAGGAGAAACAACACGUUUUUCCUCAACAUCCUCCUCCUCCUCUACAAAUUCACAAAAACAACAAAAACACAAUCCUAGAUUGGAUUCUUUCGAUUUGAUAAAUAAAAAUUUGAAAAAGGGAACAUCAACAAUUUCUUCCUUACGCAAAAUUAAAGCAGCAUUUGCUAGUAGACCAAGUUCUGAAAGACGCCAAAUAAUUACCAAUAAAAAUAACAAUUUUAUUUUAAAUCAACAACAACCAAAUACAACAAAUUCUUUAAUUGUUUCUGUUGAUUUGGGUGGGAAUUUGCAACAACAAUCUUUACAACAUCAAAGGUGUUGA